Astyanax mexicanus (Mexican tetra) is the source of this 5853-nucleotide messenger RNA. RefSeq names its product transforming growth factor, beta 5 (gene tgfb5). Gene Ontology annotation, molecular function: type II transforming growth factor beta receptor binding; type III transforming growth factor beta receptor binding; growth factor activity. NCBI's taxonomy places the organism in Eukaryota, Metazoa, Chordata, Actinopteri, Characiformes, Acestrorhamphidae. The transcript is spliced from 7 exons. The record is from RefSeq and is a predicted model, not a curated record. Gene Ontology annotation, cellular component: extracellular region. The coding region runs from base 1776 to 3023 and encodes 415 amino acids. Gene Ontology annotation, biological process: regulation of cell population proliferation; SMAD protein signal transduction; transforming growth factor beta receptor signaling pathway.
GUGUAAUAGACUUGUGUCCAGAAACUCUUUGCUAAAAUGUGAGGUGCCUAAAAUGGUUAGUCGAAAGCUCAUUCAUUCAUUUCAGUAAAAGUACUGAAGAGUAAUGGUCAGAAACCCGUCUGUGUGCUUUUUGUCAACUGGUGUAUGGAAGGGCUGAAUAUAGUGACAUAAUUUCUGAACAGUCUGCCAUUCAUUCCUACUGGAAAAAAAUGUAUGCUAUUUUGUUUAAAAACAUAGAACCCUGCUGUAGUUCUAUACUUGUGCUGCUUACUUACUCUACAUUAUCCAGAAACUGUAUAGAGUUGGAGGUGCUGAUAUCUUGAAAUAUUCUGCAUAGCAAUAAUUUAAAAAUCACACUAAUAAUCAUGAUUUUGUAGAUAUGCAAAAGUGCAAGAUGCAAAUGAUAUUGGUUAUAGCAUAUUACAUUCCAAAGAUCCACUAAGGCUGAAUGAUCUGCCCACUCUUCUCUCUCAAAACUGAGCAACAGGGUAGUUUUUUUCCCUCUCUCUACCUCCUCCUCGCUCUCUCCUUUUUUCCCUCUCUCUCUCGGGAAAGUUUCACGUUUUCUACAAGUUUUGUCGCGUCUGACCGAGUUUUUUCCUCAUUACUGAGCGGAAUAUAAACUAUUUUAUUUCUUCCACAUUUUUCUUUUUGUCUCUCUCUCCCAGGACUGCUGAGUGAACCAGGCUGAUCGUGUGUCAGAGGAUCGCUGUGUUUGUCAGAGUCAGUGAGCGUUAGUUAUUUAGGAGAAGUGAAAAAUAUGGACGUCUGCCUAAAGUUACUUUGUUGAUUGUUUUUCUCCAGAAGAAGGAAACAGUUAAGUGUGUGUGGAGCGGCCUGUGUGUCGUGGGAAAGUUAAGUAGGGAGGAACAUUAAGAAGAAGAAAGUAGUUUAACUAAAAUAGCGACUCCUCACAAAGCUCUGGACCGCAAGAAUCCAAACCACAGCGGAGGUCCGGCAGAAACACUUGAGAGAAAAGACGGUGCCGUAACGUAUUGCGCUAAAUCGUAUUUAAAUCGCUCAGAUAAUGCUGAAUACCAGAAAAGUCGUCAGUAUAAUCGACCAGGUACGACGUUUUUUAGCCAGGUUAGCUGAAGAGGUUCUGCAGAAAUAUGCAUAGCUUAUUCCAAUCUAAACUGUUAUGUAAUUAAUGCAUUAACGUUUUUAAUGUUAUUUGGAUAGUAUAACGUUUUGUGAAUGUUACAAUUAGAUAACGUUCUUAGAACGUUUAAAUUGUCAAGUUUUUAUUUAUAAACGUUCUGAUAACAUCGCUGCAACGUCACCUGUGUUAAUGUUUGAAAUUUAUAGUUUUGUGAAUGUAAUCUAGCUACUUAUUUAACGUUUUGAUAAUGUUAGUAUUAAUCUAGCUAGAAACGUUAACCUAGGUUAUGUGUACCAAUAUUAUUUCACAUGUUUUCAGAACGUUCCUGGAAAAAUAUUUCUGUACCGUUACCUUUCCGAAACGUUGCCAAACGUUCUUAUAACCUUCUCUGUUAGUUGGGUAGUUUACUAUGUACAAACAAACCAACCUGACAGCCUGCGCGAGCGAAGGAAGGCGGUGAAACCGUGCACGCGAUCGCCACGCGGAGUGUUGAGCAGGUGAAGGCGGCGGCGCUGCUGCGCGCUGCUGCUGCCCACGCACGCACACGCGCGCGCAUUCACUCACGCGCGCACACAAUCGCGCGGUCCGGCCACUCCGCGAGGAAACUUCUGCCCCUUUUUUUCUGUUUUCUCUCUCCUUCUCUUUUCCCAUUCCGCGCGCCUUUCCUUCAGCCAUGUGGUUCAUCAACCUGUUCCUGCUGGUGCUGAAGCUCUCCGUGUCCGCCGAGGGCUUCUCCACGUGCCACUCCUACGACCUGGACGAGCACAAGUCUAAGCGGAUAGAGGCAGUGCGCGGGCAGAUUCUCAGCAAGCUGCGCAUCCGCGCACCCCCGGACCCCGCGAGCGCCCCGGUGCCGGACGCCGUGCCCGUGGAGGUCAUGCUGCUCUACAACAGCACAAAGGAGCUGCUGAAGGAGCGCAAGCGGCAAGCCGAGGCGGCGUGCGAGCGCGAGAGCAGCGAGGAGGACUAUUACGCCAAAGAGGUGCAGCGCGUGGACAUGCUGCCCCAGCACGCGGACAACAAUACAAUAGGCCCCCAGGCCCACAGUCCAUACUUCAGAGUGGUGCGGUUUGACAUCACCAACGUAGACAGAAACUCCAGCACGCUCAUGAAGGCAGAGUUCCGCAUCUUCAGGGUUCAGAACACACAUGCUCGUGCCACUGAGCAGCGGGUAGAAGUCAACCAGAUUCUGAAGCCAGAUGACGUCACCGGUGCCUCCCAGAGGUAUAUAGACUCAAGAACUGUACAGCCACAAGCCAAGGGGGCGUGGCUGUCUGUGGAUGUGACCGAGACUGUAAAGGAAUGGAUGGCUUUCAGAGAGAAGAACCUGGGUCUAAAGCUCAGCGUUCAUUGCCCUUGCUGCACGUUCGUGCCAUCCACAAACAACAUUGUACCCAACAAGAGCGAGGAGCUAGAAGCUCGAUUUGCAGGUGUUGAUGAUGACCUGAUGCGGCAGAACAGAAGGACAGGGGCCACUAAAGGUCAAAUAGAGUUCAGUACCAAGACACCGCACCUCAUAUUGACCCUCCUGCCCACGGACCGGUUGGACAACCCCAGCAAAAAGACUCGCAAAAAGAGGGCAGCUGCUGACACCACAACAUGCUCAAGGAAUGCAGAUCAAAGCUGCUGUUUGAGGUCUCUUUAUAUUGACUUCCGUCGGGACCUAAACUGGAAAUGGAUUCAUGAGCCAAAGGGAUACCGUGCAAAUUUCUGUGCUGGCAACUGCCCUUACUUGUGGAGUGCAGAUAAUCACUAUAAUAUGAUUCUGCCGCUGUAUAAUAAAAUGAAUCCUGAAGCUUCAGCGUCUCCUUGCUGUGUGCCUCAGGACCUGGAGCCCCUCACUAUUGUUUACUACUUGGGCCGGACCCCUAAAGUGGAGCAGCUUUCCAACAUGGUGGUGAAAUCCUGCAAAUGCCGCUAAUUGCUGGAGGUACUAAAGUGGGACUACUGGAGAAAUUGAGUUUUUUGGGUGUUUUUUGGGUGAUGUGCAGGAGAAGAGAGGAGAGGACAUAAUUUGCAGGAUGAACAGAAUCCGAGGACAUCAGGAAGAGCCUGGUGCACAUGCUGUUUCUCAGGUUUCACACAUUUUGAAGUGAAUCAGAGACUUGCACAGCAUUACUUGAGAAAGACGAACUUUUAAUUUCCUUUCAUUUCUUAUAAAACAAAACUGUUUCAGGUUAAUAAUCAUAAUCAGUCGUUCUGUUCUUCACAUAGCAAACAGUUUAUAUCGUAGUCUAUAGUUUAAUAUACAGCUUGAGUAAAAAAUAAUGUGUUCAGGCGGUGGUGGUCACGAACAGAAGAAACACACCAAGGUCUUUUUUGCUGUGUGCUGCUUGUAUAGAGUAUGGACCUAGUUGUGCAAGAUCAGUUUACUGUAGAGCAGUUUAUAUUUUUGAUUACAGCAAGUGUAAAUAUUUUUCCCAGACAGGUAAGGGUUGUAUAUGUUUAUAUAACAAAUAUAAUAAAAUUUGAUUACAUAACUCAAAUUGGGCACUUUUAAUCAGAUGAACUUUAUUUAAACAUGAGAAUGUUAGGAUGCUUUUUUUAGUUGUUAUUUAUUUACUGGCUUCAUAUGCAUACGUUUAUUUAUACAUGUGUUUAUUUACAAUAAUUUAUGUUUAGAUAUGUAAUGACUUUAUUUACACUGACAUACACUGACACCUAUAUUGUGUCCCAGUUUUUUUGCUAUGUCCCCAAAGAAUGCUGCACUACACACAAGAUAUGUGUGUGUGUUCAUUAUGGAUGUGAAUUCUGCCAGUUUCUUGUCUGUCUGCACAAACAGUUCUAGUCAGAUGUCGCCGGUUACGAUCAUUAACGCUCACUUCUAUGACGUAUUCCUCAUACACACAAGAUACUGUGGUUUGAGGAAUGUUAAAUGCCCACAGAACUUGAAAUAAAUAUUAAAUGGUCAAUCUAUCUGGCACCCACUAUCAAUCAAGCCUCGCUCAAACUCCAAUUACACAUCGCCUUGCCAUGAGCUUGCUGGCCAGUAUUCAGACACACUCACAAGACAGCACUUCGCAACUACUAUCGCCCCCUGAGGUAACACUUUAUAAACAGUUUAUACAUUUCUAUUCCUUGAUUUUUGGCGUGUCAGUGUAUUUGUUAAGUCAUACACAUCUGCUCAUUAUCUGCUUAUUUGGUUUUAUCUAUUGAUUUACUUUAUUUAGCCUGCUGAAUACAUCUUUUUACACAUGGUAUUUAUUUACGUAUUUAAUUUAUUUUAUUUACUUACUGCAUGAGUUAGCCCUCUUAGCUGAUACUGGGCUGCUUUCUGUAUUGAGGAGCACCUCUCCUGUGGUCAGGGCUGCAGAUGUCCGCUGUAAACAGGAUGUGACCGCCCGGGCCUCGCAGCCUGUGGUCACGCGUGGCACAACAGAGGAGGCAAAGGCUGAUAGAGAGCCUUUCACUCCCUCUCUAUCCUCUUUAGACCUCUGAAAUAUGGGUCACGUCGAGCUGAGCGUCUCUGGAAGUACAUCAGCUGUGCCGUCCAUAUCUGCUGUAUUUUACUGCUGAAUAAUGCUCUUUUAGCAGCUGCUCUUUUGGCCUACAUGUUAUAUAUGGCCGUUAUUUCCUCCCGCUCUCAUCUAAACCUAUAAAGCCUCAGUGUAUCCUUUAAACCCAGCCGUAUAGGUCUUGGCAUGGCAGGCCGCUGUUUGUUUUUGAGCGGAGACAUUAAGUUUUUUGUGCUGUUAUAAUGUUUAUCUGUGGAGCUCUGCGGCCUGGGGGGCCGAUCGUUGGGAAAUGAGAGGCUUUCUGUGUCUGGCUGCCAGAGUCCAAACCAGCGCAUGCCUCCGUCUUUUCGAGCCCUAUGAAAACAACUUUUUAUAACCCAGGACGAAGCGGAUGCUGAGAAUGAGAGUGUGAGAGAGAGAGAGACUCUGUUAAAUGCAGUUACAUAACGGCUUCUAUAUCCAAUCAACAAAAAUAUCGUCUCCAAGCAACUGCUCAGUCAUCGUGGCCGGCUGUCUGCACACAGAAGUCGCCGCUUUACACAGAGCAGAGAUUUCUGAGCAGUGGUUUCUGAAGCUUUCUAGGUGGAGGAAAGGGGCUUAAAAGCUGAUCCAGAUUCAGGCUGAAUGGGCUGUACUCUGAAUGUCAUAGGCAGUCCAUCAAGUUCACACAGCUCCUUCCUACGUUUUCCUACUUCCUUCCCUACAGCCUACACAAGCCACAAAAUAAUAAACUGUGGCAGGUGUAAUUCAGCUGAGAGUCACUUUCAUGGCCUUCUAGAUUUAGACUCCUAGUAAAAGUGUAGACCAGCAAGAUCAGGUUACAGGUAUUUCAUUAAAAUAUUCCUUCAGCUUGGAUAUUUUCUUUUGCAAUACAAUUUAUUACAAGACGUUUUCCUUAAUCAUUCAAAUGAUAUCAAAUGAAGACUCUUUUUUUUCAAGAUGUAGUACAUAAAUAUGCAUGUAGAUAUAGAGGUAUGACCAGAAUUUGAUGUUUUGAAGGUUCAGCAUUAAUGUCUUAACAGGCCUUUUGAGAUAUGGACUUUAAUAGGAUCUAUAUGGAUCUUUGUUUAUAUAACUUCAGCAGAAGACCAAAACCAAGCUGGAGCUCCCAAAGACGCAAAAUAUCCACCUCAUAUUCCAUGAUGACGAGGUGGGGACCAUCUUUGUUUACAUUGUGUUGAACUGUGCAAGAGCAUGUCAUGGCAGAUCUAUUAAUAAUAACACCGCAAUAAUGAACAGACACAAUAAGUAGUAUAAUAUAUUUAGUUAGAGGGAGUCACCCUAAUUGAAAGAAGA